AUGCCCUCCUCAAAAGGCGAGCCUGACAAGCCAGAGCUCCGCGAAAAGGUCAAAGAAGAAGUCAAAGCCAUGCAGAAGGGCGGCGGCGCAGGCUCAUGGUCAGCAUGGAAGGCAGGAGAACUAGCACGUCGCUACGAAGCCCAAGGAGGUGGGUAUCUCGAUAAAGGCGAGCACAAGAAUAAAGCUCAGAAAGGAGCACCUGACCCCAAAGACCCAAAGGACAAGAAGGAGAACGCUGCGGAGAAGAACAAGCGGGAGAAGCAGGAGCGUGAAUCGAAGGAGGCUGAGCAGGGUGAAGACAAGAAAGAGGACAAGAAGGAGGAUAAGAAGGAAGAGGGAAAGGGUGCGAAGAAGGGAGGAAAGAAGAAGUAG
Molecule: messenger RNA, 372 nt
Organism: Lithohypha guttulata
Lineage: Eukaryota; Fungi; Ascomycota; Eurotiomycetes; Chaetothyriales; Trichomeriaceae
Exons: 1
Coding region: 1-372 (123 amino acids)
Source: RefSeq, a predicted model, not a curated record